Molecule: messenger RNA, 3509 nt
Organism: Amoebophrya sp. A25
Lineage: Eukaryota; Dinophyceae; Syndiniales; Amoebophryaceae
Source: the annotation of a GenBank genome assembly
CGCAAAGGCGACUGACUCUGGCGUGGGCGCGCUGAUGUCGGAGGCUGAGAAGUUUGCUGCAUAUGUCGCUGAAGCCGCUGAAAAAGAGGCGCCGGGUGACGCAGCUAAACCACUGGGGUUGGCCGCCGGCGAAUUAGUCGACAAAGCCACGGAAGUCGAUCGAUUAGUGAGCGACGUUGAUGCCAACAUGAAUGCGGACAAGCGCGCGGAGCCCACAUUGGUGUUAUUGAGGUUGCAGGCCAAGGAGCUGGCCGAUGAAGUAGCGAAGGUCGGCGACCAGGAGACGAUGGCCCUGUCCUUUCGCAAGGUCGAUCGCUGGAGUUAAGAAGAUGGCUAGUCGUGGCACAUUCUUGCCCUUUCUCGUCAUUGAUGAGUUUCUCCUCAGAUGCUCAUAAGUUUGGUACAAGCGUAGUAUUUCCUUAAAUAGAACAUUCACAAAACAGACCUCUACUUUUCAUUGAUUGUAAGGCACGCGACGCGUAGAUGCUGGCCUGAUUCUAGCUCUUGGUAACACUUUUUUGAAGCUGCUGAUAGAUGCAGAUUUUGGGAUAGGGCUCUUGUCAGUCUCAGUGACGAGAUUAGACAUCGCAGUCACGUCUGUUAGCAUAGUGAGUGCUUAGCCUUUUAGAAUCAAACUUAACUUCUUGUACAGGUAGGUACGACUACGACACAACCAACGCAGUCUAGAUGAAGUCCCUCAUAAUUAUCAUUUGAUUGAUUAGGGCUGUUUUUUACCUCUUUUACCCACCAAGCCCUUUCUGUCCGGUCGUUUAGUACACCCUGACUACUCUUUAUUUUUUAGUCCUAACAUCUACGAAAAUUUUCACUAUGACUGCUUUUCAUGCCAUUUCUCUAUAAAGAACGAAGAAGUUGCUUUCUCAACGGUUACAGAUGGUUGUCAUGACUGGGUCCUCGUCUGGCCUCCACUCUGACGCUUCGAAUUUUAUUUCUGACUCUAUUAUUUGCUUUGAUAAUAUAUUUUAUCCUCUGUUUUCGAUGCGGUGAAGGCGUGUUCUCGAUGUUACUCCUGGUUCUAAUAAGAAGACCUCUUUCCGGAGCUGCGACUUUCCCGCAAUUGUCUCUUGGCAGUCGUUAUGAAGGUCUAUGUGUUAUAAUGCGGAAGCAUACUUAGAUAAUCAUGAUUAUGAAGCACUAAAUCUAAUCCGUCUAUUAAGCUUUUCAUUUGGCUCAAUAUGAUUGUGCCGUUGGUUAAAGUUGGCCUUGCUCUACUUACCAAAGUAGUGAAUACUGCUUCUAACUGCGAGGUUAGUGAAGUUAAACAACCUACAAUCUAGCUCAUGCUCCAUUAUAUACGGUAUAUGUUGACUUGUUCCCAGAUGAAUGACGUAGAGAAAAACUGCUCGCUUCAUAUCCUUAUGGUGUACUCGAACUCUGUAGUUGUUCCUGGAAAAAGUUGCAAUAUUACAAGACUUAUGCUUGUAGAAUUUUGCGAUAUUAGUAUGAGGUUCUUGUCGUGUGUAAGGAGUCGAAAUUGAUAGACGGUCAAGAUAUAUUGCGGUCAUGAUAGUCUUGAUCGGAAUCAGGAACAGGCACGACGCAGAGCGCCAUGAAAAUCCUUACCGGCUGAUAAGUUUGAGUUUAACAACACGCUGAGUUAAAAGAUAGACUAUCCCCACUCGGUAUGCCCUUCAGCUUUUUAGAUUUUACUCUUGAUAAUUCUCUCUCUUCUGUAAGUAUGCGUUCGGAGUUAGUAUGCUAGCGUUCUUGCAGUGAGUUGCUUUGACAGAACAUUGCUGGGUGAGAUUUCCUAUUGCAAGAUGAGAGGUUCCAUGACAUGAUGUUGAUUCGCUUGUUAUUUAUGGUCUAAUCAUCCGCCGUCGCCGGAAGAUGGAAUCACGCUGUCGACACCCAAGAAAGUAGACGGGGUCGAGGAAACUGAGCCGCGAGCAGAACCAGAAGAGGAAACUGAGCCGCGAGCAUUUUAAGGCAUUUGAAAAAACUUGAUAACGACGAGGAAACUCGACUAACAUAACUUUGACUUGUUUCUUAAUUCUACUCACCCGGUCAGAAGACGAGUACGAGCUCCAGUUCUCAACGAUAACAACAAAACAAAACCAAAAGUUUAGUAAUCUCGAAGUACAACAAGUUAAGAAUAAGAGGGAUUAUCUUUAUCAUGUCAGGUGGAGGACUAGUUCUCAGGCUACUUUUUUAAGAAUGAUCUUCUUCAUCUUCCCCGCUCAUUCUUGUUCAACUUUUCAGUCUGUGUUCUAAUGAUGAAACACGCUGAACUACGACGUGGAGAAGUUUAUCACAGACUGCAUGCGUCUGGAUAUUGGCAUGAGGCGCAACGUCAUGCCACAUAUCUAGACUAUCGGUGAAUGAUGUUAAGGCUGUACUUUGACAAUCAGAAGAGCAUCUUACUAAUUUGAAGGAAUAGAUCCAUAGUAGAGCUUUUAGUUUCACUGAAAAAAAUAGGAGCUAUAGCCCUGGAUGAUCGUGUAAGUCAGUCAAUCAAUCAGUGAAUGAGUCAAUUAAUCAGUCAGUCGAUGAAUAUUGAUCUCAAAGCUCAUCCUCUUCAGAGGCAUAUCCUCUCCUGUCCUUGGUGGAAGGCUUGAUAUUUUUGUCUGAUGAAAGUAGAGAUAGGGAAAGGAAAAGUGGGCAUAGAGCUAGGGACAUGCUCGAAAUCACCAAAACGCAAAAGCACUCAAAAUGUCAACUAACAGCGACAGAACAAAUUGAAGACUCCUCCCCUGCCCCUUUUCCAACUUGUGAAUGGGUUUACUACCACUACUAAUGUUGCUACUACUACUACGACUACUACUACUACGGCCCCUACUCCUACUCCUACUGCUAGCACUCUACUACUACUCCAACUACUACUGCUACUCCUGCUACUCCUACUCCAUUGUUGUAAAAGUAAGUCGCGAGUUUUGCUUUUGUAUGGUCAUAUUCCUAGAACAAGUCAAGAAGGAGUAGCCACUCUUUCAUCAUGAUAGUGGCUACCUCCUAAGUAGUCAAUGUGAAAUGGAAACGAUUUCAUCUCUCAAUAAUUGUCCUACAAAAGUUCAAGUUGUGCUCUGAGAUACUUUUGCAUCACAGAAAUCAAAAGGUUUAGCUGCAAAUGUUUGCCUAUUUAACUCAAAAAUGAAAAGCUAUGUACUAUAUUUUAUAAGGACGCAUUGAUAGAUAAUAUAAUCUAGAAUCUAGUCAAUGUGAAUUUUCUAUGUACAACCAAGAAGUUAGAUGCUCCUCUUCUAAUGACCGAAAAUAUAGUAGGCUCCAUGGAGGUGGUAGGAGGAGGGCGAUAGGGUCCAUGGAGCCGGUGGUAAGUGGAGAAAAUGGGGUGCGAGUGGCUGGUGGAGUUGGGUGGAAAAAAGCAUUGGGAGUAGUGCAAGAGGGAAUUGGGAAAGAAGGGAAAUAGUGGAAAAGCUAGGUGAAGAAAAUGGGGAGUAGCGGAAGAGGUACUUAAGUAGGUGAAGGUCAGUGGAGAGCUAGGUGGGUGGAAGAGGAGAAUGGGUUGGGGCUGGAAAAGGUAAGGCAAAAAGGAG